Messenger RNA from Bemisia tabaci, 2563 nucleotides. RefSeq names its product gastrin/cholecystokinin type B receptor. Gene Ontology annotation, molecular function: G protein-coupled receptor activity. Gene Ontology annotation, cellular component: membrane. The record is from RefSeq and is a predicted model, not a curated record. Lineage: Eukaryota; Metazoa; Arthropoda; Insecta; Hemiptera; Aleyrodidae. Gene Ontology annotation, biological process: G protein-coupled receptor signaling pathway.
CCGGGCCUCUCGUGUCGCGGGCGCCGCCAUCGGCCCUUUUCGAAACGUACGUGUUCCCGUAGUGACCGGUGUAUCCCUUUCCUUGCGUCGGUUUAUUUUUUUGUGGCCCUAGUUUCUCCCGAUUUGGUCGAAGUCGUCCCCCACCUCUAUCCCUCGGGAUAGAUUUUUUUAAAUCGAUUUUUUUGGGUGUCCUGGACUUUUUAAGGUGAGACCGGCGAAGGGAUUUAUGCUAUCAUCGGAAACCGAUUUUUUCUUGCUUCGACAAUCCUGGCUGCCUUAAUUGAACUAAGCCCUGAGGAGGAUAUACCAGACCGAAAUACCGAAAUGUGAUGCGUGAAACAACAAUCCAGGAGAAGAGAGAAGAAGGCUGUUCAAUUCCAAGACACCCGGGGAGACCAUGUAUAAAUGAAAGACCCGGACUGGUCAGUGGCAGCGACCGGGCUGAACUCGCUUUCUCUCUCGUGGCUCAAUGUCUCGUCCGCCGACGCGCACUCCUCGACCGGGGCCGGCAACUCGAGCCUCGGCCCGACCGCGGAGCUCCUCUCGGCCUGGCUCAGCUCCCCGGCGGCCAUCACCCUCCUCGUCUCCUUCUACAUCGUCGUCCUCACCAUCGGCCUCUUCGGCAACACCCUCGUCGCCGUCGCCAUCCUCAGCCAGAAGCUAAUACGCAACUUCCUCCUCCUCAACCUCUGCAUCUCCGACUUCUUCGUGUGCAUCAUGAGCGGGCCCAUCUCCAUCGCCGCCGCCCUCAAUCACGUCUGGAGCCUCGGCGCCGUGUCCUGUAGGCUUGCCUUCUUCUUCCAGACGAUCCCGGUAGCGGCCUCGACCCUGUCGCUGAUGAUGCUCUCGCUGGACCGGUACACGUCGAUCAAGCACCCGCGGAUCAUGACGCGGGCCCAGUCGGCGACGCGGGUGCAGCACUGGAUGGUGGCGGCCAUCUGGCUCCUGGCGGCCCUCGUCUCCGGGCCGCUCCUCUGGGCCCGGCACGUCUCGCCCGGCGGCGGCUGCGAGGAGCUCUGGCCCUCGCGCUCCUUCCGCGCCGCCUACACGGUCGUCCUCAUGCUCGUCGUCUACGUCGUCCCCAGCCUCACCGUCGCCAUCUGCCACCACUCCGUCGGACACAAGCUCUACGCCACCUCCCUCAAGGCCGCCGCCGCCAACGGGGAUAUCCCCCUCCCCAUGCCGAUUAUCCCCAACCGGCCCAAGGAGGUCAUUAUCAUCGCCUCCGUUCAUAACGACGCGCCUUCCAAGAUCAUGCAGUUCCGUGCGGAGGAGGAGUCUGAGUCGUCGGUGAGCGACACGAGGCGGGGCGAGAAGGGAUCCGGGUUCCGGCACCACCGCCACGCGGCCAUCCGCCGGAAAAAGCGCGAGCGGGAGCGGGCAGCGGGGCGGCGGAGCGGGCGCCACGCCCACGGCCACGCCCAGGAGGGGGCGGCAACGGGCGGUGCCGGCGGCUCCAAGGUCACAAGGCUCCGCCCCGGCCCGCCCACCGCUGCCCCCAAGCCCCGCCCACCGCUCACCAAGCAGAUGUCGCGCCAGUCGCUCAACUCACGCAAGCGCCUCGCGAACAUGCUCGUCGCUAUGGUCGUCGUCUUCGUUACCUGCUGGUUCCCCUACGUCAUUGUCAAGGUCUCUUUGGAGUUCGACACGGAGAUGGAAGAGCUUCUCCGUUCGGUGCUGCCGUUCUGCCUCCUCCUAGGCCACACCCACUCGACCAUCAACCCGCUGGUCUACUGGUCGCUCAACCGGCAGUCGCUCCAGCUCAACGCCUCCUGCUACGACUGGCUCAAGCGAGGCAACCGCGACAGCUCCCACCAGGAGUCCAAGUUCUACUUCGCCAACCACCUCCGCUUCCUCUCGAACCACAACCCCGGGCGCCAGAAGCACCACCCCCCGCCCUCCUCCACCAACGAGGCCGCCCUCGGCGUCUUCCACCCCCGCUACACCGUGCCCAAGCCCCAGAACCGGCUCAACCAGAAACGGGAGUCUUCUGUCUAUCUGGCUUGAGCCUUCCACCGGCCGCAGCGCACGGUGGAUUGAGCGAAUAGGAGAGGUUGGACAGAAUUUGGAAACUUUAAACGCUUAUAACUCCGUUAAUACAAAACUUAAAGAUUUUAAAAAUGGUUCCGAUGGUUUCCUCGUGAAAUUUUCUUCAAAAAGCACCCCUUAAAAUUUAAAAUGUGACGAAAUAAAUAUCAAAGGUUGCAGUUUUAGUCAAAUAUUCCAUGUCCGAACUCUCUGAUUGACGCGAUCCACUGUGCAGCGGGCCGAUCCUCGAAUAUCCAUAUCCACUCAAGUAGAAUUUUACAACGGGAAAAUCGCGGUAUUUUGAAAUUAAUUUGCGAUUUUUUUACAGUUUGUAGGUGAUAACAUCGCUGGGAUCAUCAAUAUCUGAGCGAUUAUCCUCGGUCUUGUCCAGAUUUUAUCUCUGUAAAGUCGCGUUCGACAAAAUCGAAAUUUUAUUUCAAUUUAUCGCGAUUUUUUUCGAUGAUAUUCCGAUAAAUUGACGGCGAUAACACUGGAAAAAAGACACAUUGGAUCUAGAGUCCAGACUCUUAAAAAC